Colletotrichum scovillei is the source of this 1003-nucleotide messenger RNA. RefSeq names its product E3 ubiquitin-protein ligase CCNB1IP1. The record is from RefSeq and is a predicted model, not a curated record. Bases 1 to 909 code for a protein of 302 amino acids. Lineage: Eukaryota; Fungi; Ascomycota; Sordariomycetes; Glomerellales; Glomerellaceae. The transcript is spliced from 3 exons. Gene Ontology annotation, cellular component: synaptonemal complex. Gene Ontology annotation, molecular function: ubiquitin protein ligase activity. Gene Ontology annotation, biological process: reciprocal meiotic recombination.
AUGGAAUGUGCAGGAAGGGCUUUGAGCUUUUGGGCCUACCAGACAACCCAAGAAGUUAUAUACCAGCGCUAUCUCGAAAAGACGCUGACGGAGAAGCUGAAAACCCUAAACGUCAAAUUCGAAAAGACGGUGGGUGAUGCGAAUGCCGACAUUUCGAGUCUCCAGGAAAAGAUGCGAGCUCUCUCAGAUGACUACGACGACAUGCGACGGAAACACGAAGAACUUGCGCGUUCCUACCAAGACAAGUGCCGCAAGCUCACACAAGUUCAGGAACUCUACGACAAGGUCAAGCGGGAAGCCGAGCUGGGACAGAUGGAGGCUGCCGCCUCGGAUGCAGUUGACUCCAACCUUCAAUAUGGCUCACAAUUGCCGGCUUUUGAGUUUCCUGAAGCCGCAGCGAGGCAAAACAUCUACGAACCGCAGUCGCAGUCUGCGUACAACAAUGCACAUUCCUACGUCGGGCCGGAAAGGGGACAUCGAAGACCUCUUGCUGGCGGAAGCGGUUCCGGGCCACUUCGCGACGACAGAGCUUGGUCAAAACCAGGACCUGCGCAGGGUAAGCCGGAUACUGUUGACAUGCGACGAAACUGCACGCUGACAAAAUACGAAGGCGGCAUCAUGAGCACCCCACGAGGUACACCCCGAGGACAUGGCAGUGGCAGCCAUGAAAGGUUCGGGCUAUCGACUGCGUCCGGGCCGGGUACGGGAACCGGAACACCAAUGCCUCGCGGUCCUUCGGGGAACCUCCCACUUGUAAGACACCCGCCCAUAUCGCGUGGACGAGGUCUUGGAGUUGGCCUCUCUUCCGGUAUCCGGACUGGUCAUACCAGUCAAAGUAGUCAUGGCUCUACGGGACGCGACGAAACGGAGCCAUAUUUUUAUAGUAUUUCUCCCAUUCUUCGCCUCUGAAACAUCGCGACUAAUGAUUUGGGACAGCAGUCAAACGUCCAGGCCUUGCUCCCGCAGCAUUUAGUCACUUGGCGGACCCGUGACAUGGGCCAUG